Messenger RNA from Erigeron canadensis, 1723 nucleotides. Its product is annotated as malonyl-CoA decarboxylase, mitochondrial. The coding region runs from base 38 to 1579 and encodes 513 amino acids. Gene Ontology annotation, biological process: acetyl-CoA biosynthetic process; malonyl-CoA catabolic process; positive regulation of fatty acid oxidation. Gene Ontology annotation, molecular function: malonyl-CoA decarboxylase activity. The record is from RefSeq and is a predicted model, not a curated record. The transcript is spliced from 16 exons. Gene Ontology annotation, cellular component: mitochondrial matrix; peroxisomal matrix. NCBI's taxonomy places the organism in Eukaryota, Viridiplantae, Streptophyta, Magnoliopsida, Asterales, Asteraceae.
AUUUUACUUUUCCAGUGAUAUUCACAGCUUAAUUAUUAUGAACAAAAAAGGUCUAGCCAUUUUAUUGCGUUCUAAAAUGAGACCGCUUUCCCCUGCUUCUAAAGUUAGCCAACUGCAAGCUGCCCCGUUGGAAGGUAGCAAAAUAGCUACUCAAAAUGCCUCCAGCAAUAUCCAGAGAGAUUUUGGGCAAGUACGAGAGUCGAUGCAUUCAAUCAUAUCAAUGAACAAAAAAGAGAUACUGGAUACUGCACUAACUGAUUUUUCAGAGGGUUAUUUUAGUCUUUCUCACGAAAACCGUCAUAAGUUACUGCUUGUUCUAGCACGAGAGUAUGAUCUCAACAGGACUCAAGUUCGUGAGUUGAUGAAGCAGUAUGUUGGUUUUGAGAUCCCUAAAGGUGAUGGACCUGAUGAGUACGGUGAAAUGGAUGCACAACUUUCUGCUUUUUAUAGAAUCGAAAGAAAUUUGAGACAUGCACUUAAUCCAAUGUAUGCGGUUCUAUUCGAAAGGCUUAACACACAUCCUGGAGGUUUGAAGUUUUUGGCUAGCAUUCGAGCUGAUAUUCUAUCUAUUAUCGCGGAUGAAAAUAUUGCAUCCUUACGAGCUCUUGAUGCCUAUUUGAAAGAAAAGCUUAUCACGUGGCUAAGUCCAGCAAACCUGGAGCUUCACCAAAUUACCUGGGACGAUCCUGCUUCUUUGCUAGAGAAGAUUGUCGCUUAUGAGGCUGUACAUCCUAUCAGUAAUCUUAUAGAUCUGAAGAGGAGGUUGGGAAUAGGUCGCCGCUGUUUUGGAUACAUACAUCCAGCUAUACCUGGCGAACCACUUAUAUUUAUUGAAGUUGCACUUAUGAAAAAUAUAGCAUGUAGUAUACAGGAAGUCUUGUGGCAUGAUCCUCCAGCUCCCGAGUGUGAAGCAACUACUGCUUUAUUUUACUCUAUCUCAUCAACUCAGCCUGGAUUAGCAGGAAUCAACUUAGGAAAGUUUCUCAUCAAACGAGUUAUAUAUCUGGUGAAAAAAGACAUGCCGAAUAUAUCUAAUUUUGCAACCCUAAGCCCAAUCCCAGGCUUCAUGCAGUGGCUCCUUUCUAAGUUGGCAUCAUCUGAGAGUUCCGGUCCCAUUUUCUGUGAGAACAUCCUCAAACCUGAGGAAGAAAAAGCACUGGUGGAUGCAUAUGCGCACUCCACUGCAGGGAAAAAUGGCAUGGAGAUCUUGUUGCACUUGUUGGCCUCAACCAACCAUGAGUGGACUCAAUCUGAUAAGCUGAUAUCUGAAUUAGAACCGAUUCUCCUAAGACUAUGUGCCAGGUAUCUUUUACGUGAGAAGAAGAGAGGGAAAGCUCUGGACUCUGUUGCCAAUUUCCACUUGCAAAAUGGAGCUAUGAUUGGAAGACUAAAUUGGAUGGCCGACCGGUCAGAUAAGGGUCUUAGUCAAAGUGGAGGAAUCAUGGUGAAUUACAUUUAUAGCCUGGAACAUAUUGAAGAUUAUGCUCAGGCAUAUUUCAGCACAGGCCAUAUCCAAGCUUCCCCUGAUGUCCAUCACUAUACCGAGCCACUGGAGAAAAGUGAAGAUUCAAUAAAUUAGGCAGUAAUCAUGGAUGAUGAGAAACAUGUCUGUCUGAUCGUCCCGGUAUGUAAUAUGAAAUUGACUUGUGUAAAUACUUCGUAAGAUGUUUAUAUUCAUUCAACUACAUUGUACUAUAUAGCAGCAUAUGCAAUUUUUUUCUGA